CUGUCUCGUCUCUAGAUUUCUCCAUAGCCAUGGCCAGAGCUACCACAAACCUCGCAAUAUUCUCUCUUAUUAUCUUCCUCUCCGCAGCGCCAAUUAUAAACUCCCAAGAAUUCUCGAGAAAAUUCUCCAAGAGAGAGAUGGGGAUGAAGAGAGAGAAGCUGAGCCACCUCCACUUCUACUUUCACGACGUCCUCGGCGGCCGAAACCCCACGGCGGUGCGAGUGGCGCAGGCCGCCACGACGAGCUCCUACCCCUACAAGUUUGGCGAGGUGCUGAUCAUCGACGAUCGCCUGACGGUGGGCCCGAACCUGAGCUCGAAGGUCGUGGGCAGAGCUCAGGGGAUGUAUGCAUCGGCCGACGUGAGCGACGCGGGGCUUUUGAUGGUGUUCAAUUUCGCCUUCGUGGAGGGGAGGUUCAACGGCAGCACGCUGAGCGUGUUGGGGCGGAACGCGGUGCUCUCGGCGGCGAGGGAGAUGCCUAUCGUGGGCGGCAGCGGCGUUUUCAGGUUUGCUCGCGGGUAUGCUCGGACGCAGACGCAUCUGCUUGACUUGAAAAUGGGUUAUGCUGUGGAGGAGUAUGACGUCUAUGUCUUCCACUACUGAUUAGUAUUUCAUAUGCGUCGUGUCUGUAUGUCUCAAUUACCUAUUCAUGCUCUAUGUAUUGCAAGGAGUGUUAAAUAGUUCCAAAUAAUUAUUUUAUUUAAUAAAAUAUUAAUGGUAAUCGUAGAAUAAUUCUGAUAA
Molecule: messenger RNA, 740 nt
Organism: Salvia miltiorrhiza (redroot sage)
Lineage: Eukaryota; Viridiplantae; Streptophyta; Magnoliopsida; Lamiales; Lamiaceae
Product: dirigent protein 21-like
Exons: 1
Coding region: 30-602 (190 amino acids)
Source: RefSeq, a predicted model, not a curated record